This is a messenger RNA of Miscanthus lutarioriparius, 522 nucleotides long. The record is from the annotation of a GenBank genome assembly. NCBI's taxonomy places the organism in Eukaryota, Viridiplantae, Streptophyta, Magnoliopsida, Poales, Poaceae.
AUGGAGUGCACCUCAAGAAGCCGCCGGCUCUCGUGCUGCCUCCUCCUGGCGGUGUGCGCCGUCGUCCUACUAGUGCCGGCGGCGGCCGCGCCUCGCCGGCUGCUGCAGACGUGCCCGGGGCAGGACUUCGACGUGCCGCACGCGCACCUCCGCGCCCGGAACAACGUGAAGCCGCUCAAGUUCACGGAGGAGAUCUCCGCCCGGGCCCUGCAGUGGGCGCUGCAGUUCAAGGGCAACUGCGCGGCCGCCGCGCCUGCCGCCGGCAUCAACGUCUUCCUCGGCGGUGCGGGCGCCACAUGGCUGCCCAGCGACGCGGUCGCCGCGUGGGCCGAGGAGGAGGAGCACUACGACUACGGCUCCAACUCCUGCUCCACGGGCAAGGCGUGCGGCCGCUACACGCAGAUGGUGUGGCGGGACAGCAAGGAGUUCGGCUGCGCCAUCGUCCAGUGCGAUUCCGGGGACACGCUCAUGGCGUGCCACUACGAGCCGAGGGGCAACGUCAUGGGACAGAAGCCGUUCUGA